CCAGUGCAGCAGCGGACCUUUGGCACAACAGACAGACGAGAGCGACUGCAAACAAACAGAUGGGGUGCAUGGUUAGACGUUUUUUUAAAGUACUCAUUUAAUAUCGAUAUAUCGAUACGCCCACCACUAUUGGUUGCAUUAGCAGACUUCUAGAUGUGCCGCUGCUCUUCUACAUAAAAACUAAGUUGGCGUAGUUAGAGCUAGCUAGUCUGGGCUUAUCCGUCCAUGUGCUCCAGCAGGGAUGUCCAGAAGGAGCCUGAGGGGGCUGAUAAAUCACCUGGAGGGGUUAAUGAUACGCUUUAUUAUCGUUAUUCUGCUGUUUAACCCCGCUGAGGCAUGUGCUGCUGCUGCCGAGGACGGAGGGACCAGCCCCGGGUCUCUGCUCCUGUGCCGGGCGUGUGGACAUGAGCUAGCCCACGGUACCGACAUCCACUUCGUCCCCAGCCGGCUGGCUCUCUCCGGCCGGAACCACACGCUGCUGGGGGGUCGAAGGGUUAACAUCCAGCUGUUUGAAAACCCCCACGGACUCCAGUUUGAGAUCAUCACGUUCAGAAAGGCGGAAGUCACUCACCAUUGGCCAGCGGAUAAACACUUCUCCUGGUUCCCGGGCUUCUCGUGGACGGUGGCUACCUGUCCCAGGUGUAACACUCACUUAGGUUGGGGCUUCCAGCCGAACGACUGGCCAGACACGAUCACAAAGACCAGAUUUGAUGAGUCUGAGCAGACCUUCCUGGCUUUAAUCACACAUCGUCUGUUGAGUGAAGACUUUGCCUCCAGUCUGCUCGUGACUCCCAAAUCCUUCAUGAGCUGACAGACUUGAGACUUUUUCCUAAUCCAGGUGCCUUUGUUGCUCGUGUGACUUUUAAAUAAAUUUCUAUGCACCCACCAAACUCCCACAGGUGUAAACACAGUCAGUUUUAUUCUUGUAACAAAGCAAGUCGUACACCGCAAAUUUAUACGUUUCUUUUCCCCCCAGCAGAAAAGGAAAGUUUGAUUUAAUGUAAAUUGACCCUUUGUUGGUUCUCUGAUUGGGCCACUGACACACCAAUCAGAGAGCCCGCUCCCAAAGCAGUCGUUGCUGGGCUACUCACAGUUAGACCAACCUUCUCCUGGGCCAGGGGGCGGGGAAAUUGUGACCUUAAUUUGGUGGUUAAAAAGGUGUGUGACUCCAAAUCAUCCUCAUCGUGAUCCAGGAUUUUCAUUCUAAACCGAGGGUUAAUCCUGACAAACGCCUUCUUUGGAUUUGACUCAGUAGAUGAACACGUCGACAGUUCAACCCUUUGACAGUCAGAGAAUAUUCACAUGCCCACAAUCCUUUGCAAUUACCAAAAUCACCAGUCAUGAUAGCUGCACAGGCUUUGACCAGAGACAGACCUUUCUACAUUUCUUUGUUGUGUAAAGGUCUUUGCACUUCAAGGCUUUUUUGUGUGAACUUUUUGCUUGUUUAAGAAAAAAACAGCUCAUGUUGUUCGCAUCAUGUUUGCACACUGAAACUGUCAUCCAUGAUUUUUUCAGAACAGAUUCAAGUUUUUCCUUUUAUUUUUGUAUUCAAGUCAUUGCUGAUUGAGCAGCUGCUACUCCCUUCUCUCUGAGAAGUAUUAUGUGGAUAUAAACUGUGGAACAUGACCAAUAGUAUUCCAAAGUUUGUAGUCAGAGACUGAAUUAAAAAGUUGUUCUCCAUCUCUAAAUCUUGACACAGUGCUGCGACAAUGAGCCUGUGCCGUACGAAGAUCUGUAAGGAUGGAGGGACCCAGUGUGAUUUUUCUAGUCUCAGAAUCAUCUUCAUUUUUUUCACCCUCUUUGCGGUACGAAACAUCCAACAAGUAAUGCAAAUGAAACUCAUCCAACUCAGUGUGAGCAUGACUCUUCAGAUUACAGACCAAAAAAACAUCUUAGAAUAACAUAACAUUGAAAUAUAAAGUAGACCAGAGGUUUUCAAAGUGUGGGACAGUGAGCUCUUUGGUUGAGUAACACUGCUCUAUAGCACAGUCCCUAUAGUAACUAUAAGUUUAUCCAUUUUGCUCCAUGCACAGCAGAGGUUAGCAAAGCAAAUCACCUUUUUUCAGGUUUAUGGUUCUACGCCUCCCCUGAGGCUCUGUGGCGCCCCCCAGGGGAGGCCCGCUUCACACUUUGAAAACCACUGAAGUAGACUGUAUCUAGUAUCUGACGCUUCGCGUGCAGUUUUCAACGGCGGCUCCACCAAUUAGACACUGCAGCAAAACUCUAGGAUUGUGGGUACUGUAGUCUUUUGGCUGAGAUUGUGAAAGGAAAGUCUACCGUGGAUGGUAAUGACUUCAUAAUAAUCAAAUCUAAGAGGAAAUGAACAGGACUUUAACUUCUACAGCCACAGAUGAGCUCUACUCUCUAAAUAGCCAGCUAGCUUUAAUCCUUAGAGGCUUUUUUGGUUAUUUUCAGUUUUCUUUUUUGAUUUAAUGCUAACAAUCAAUAUUUUGGAGGUUAACUUUUUCCCCAAAACAGCUAAUUGUUAAUAUCAGUACCUGUAACGGGUCAGUAGAAGUUGAUGGUGACCAAAAAUGUCCCAUUAAAAUCACAAUUUUUGAUCCUCCAUCCAUGCAUUUAUGGUAUCAAACUUUAAAAUGUGUAGUUUUCCUGUUAAUCACCAAAUGUCAGUGAUUUUUGCAAUUAUGGCAUGAAGGGAAUUGAAUGAUUUUUCCUGAUUUCCUGAAGGGGCACUAUUAUAAAAAUUUAUUAAAAUUUUAUUGACAACAAUA
Molecule: messenger RNA, 2732 nt
Organism: Cheilinus undulatus (humphead wrasse)
Lineage: Eukaryota; Metazoa; Chordata; Actinopteri; Labriformes; Labridae
Exons: 2
Coding region: 242-811 (189 amino acids)
Source: RefSeq, a predicted model, not a curated record